AUGAAACCUUCUCCUUCCAACCCCGUGGUCCUAUACUGGCACCGAACCGAUCUGCGCCUCCACGAUUCACCAGCACUCCACGCUGCAUUGGCCUUGAAGCCUGCCGUUUUUAUUCCGGUCUGGACCUGGGAUCCUCACUAUGUUUACCGGGCUCGCGUUGGGCCGAAUCGCUGGAAGUUUCUUCUUGAAUGCCAGAGUGAUCUGUCUCAGUCCUAUAGCAAACUGAACCCGAAACAAAAGCUCUGGCUUGUGCGCGAGGCACCGCAAACAGUCUUGCCCAAGCUCUGGAAACAAUGGCAAGUGACCCAUCUCGUGUUCGAGAAUGACACCGACGCCUACGCCCGAGAUCGCGACAAUGAAGUAGCCCGUCUGGCCGAAGAUGCAGGCGUCGAAGUCAUUGUCAGAAUGGGUCGCAACCUAUUCGAUCCUGAUCAUCUUGUUCGAAAGAAUGGCGGCAAGCCAACUAUGAGUAUGACGCAAGUCCAAAAGGCCGCUGAGAAAAUCAACAACGGACAGCCGGAAAAGCCGCUUGAGUCGCCUACCAGCAUUCCCGAUCCCUGGGACGAGGGCAAGAUGGACCUCAGCAAUCUUCAGCAGGACAUGGCGGACGCCAACCUAGAUCUUAAUGCCGUUCACCGCACAACCAGCGACAAGCAGUAUUCACAUAUCAUGGGACCACAAAAGAACUUUUCGGUUCCCACGAUGGAGGAAAUUGGCAUUGAUCCUUCGCAGGCUGAAUCACCCCAUCGGGGUGGAGAGACAGCGGCACUGAAUCUUCUGGGCAGCCACAUCCAGAACGAGGAGUAUGUCGGUACAUUCGAGAAACCCAAUACCUCCCCGGCAGCCUUUGAACCGCAGUCCACGACACUGCUCUCUCCACAUUUACACUUUGGAUCCUUGUCAGUGCGGAAGUUUUGGUGGGAUGUGCAAUCCGUUCUGGAAAAGCGAAAGAAGCAAAAGAAAAACAAUUCGUCAAUUCCCACCAAUAUCCCAGGCCAGCUGCUGUUCCGCGACAUGUACUUUGCCGCCCAGGCAGCUAUUGGCCAUCGUUUUGCUCGGACGUAUGGAAACCCAGUUAUCAGAUUUAUUGACUGGCACUUGCAAUCAAGCGAUCCCCAAGGCAAUGAUUCAGAGAAUGAGAAUUACCACAAAGACUCAGACGAAGCGGAAAUCUGGUUCCAACGCUGGAAGGAAGGACGAACAGGAUUUCCAUGGAUUGAUGCAUUAAUGCGGCAGCUAAGACGCGAGGGGUGGAUUCAUCAUCUCGGAAGACAUAGCGUGGCAUGCUUCUUAACUCGGGGAGGUUGCUACGUGAGCUGGGAGCGAGGCGCCGAAGUAUUCGAGGAACUACUUCUGGACCGUGAGUUUUCUUUUGCAUUGACAGUGGGUAUUCAUAAUUUAACAGAGAAACCAGAUGAAACUGCCUGUAAUGUGGGCAAUUGGAUGUGGCUGUCUUGCACAGCAUUCUUUUCCCAGUUCUAUCGCUGCUACUCACCAGUGGCAUUCGGCAAAAAGUGGGAUCCCGAGGGUCUUUUCAUCCGGCAUCACUGCCCGGAGCUAUCUCAGUUUGACAAGAAGUAUAUCUAUGAGCCCUGGAAAGCCCCCAUAGCAGACCAGAAGAAAUGGGGAUGUCGUGUGACUGGGGAUGGCACCGACUCGGUCCAGCAUGGGAAGGUAUAUCCGAAGCCGAUGUUUGAUUUUGAUAAGCGGCGGCAGAUAUGUCUCGACAGCAUGAAGAAUGCAUAUGACGUUGGCUUGCACGGAGACGAUGAGGAAGUGAAGAGUGGUGCAUGGAAAGAAAGGUUCGGGUGGCUGGAUAACAGUGAAAAUCAGGGGAAGAAACCAAGCAAGAGACAGAAGACAGAUUGA
Molecule: messenger RNA, 1869 nt
Organism: Penicillium alfredii
Lineage: Eukaryota; Fungi; Ascomycota; Eurotiomycetes; Eurotiales; Aspergillaceae
Exons: 1
Coding region: 1-1869 (622 amino acids)
Biological process (GO): entrainment of circadian clock by photoperiod; circadian regulation of gene expression
Cellular component (GO): nucleus; cytoplasm
Molecular function (GO): DNA binding; FAD binding
Source: RefSeq, a predicted model, not a curated record